UAUACACGUAUAUGAUAUUUAAAAAAAAAAAAACUGUGUCCAUGUAUGUGUGUGUGUGAUUCACUUGGGUUGAUUUUUCCAACAAGGGUGGGUCUUUAAAUUUUGUACAUCUUGGGGAGGGGUCCAACACAUCACCCCAAUAAUAAACUAUCAUUUUUCAUUUUUAUACUCAAAUAAUAAAAUAAAUAUAUAUAUUUUUUACAAUUAUUAAUAUAAAUUAUAUACAAAUAUUUAUAAAAAAGUUAGUGGUGAUAACAAAAAAAAAAAAAAAAAAGAAAAUAUUUUAUAAACGUGUUUGACAAAAUUGCAACACCAAAAUAAAUUAAAUACAAAAAAAUAUGAAAUACUAAUUUUUUAUAUAUACAUUUUAAAGUGAAACAAUAUCUUUUAUUAUUUUUUUUUUCUUAUAUUAUAAAAGUUCCAAGAGGAUGAUUUUUUUAUGCCUUUUUAGUUAAAUUUUAAUGACAAAUUGGAGUGAUUAAUUAUUUAUCAAUUUAUUGGAUUAAUUUUGAAGGUGUGUAUUACAACAACGAGUUGAAACCCCCCAUAAAAUUUCUCGAGUUCGUUUGAUGGCUGCUGCUGCUGUUGUCUCAAGGGGUGGGAGAAAACAAGCCUUGUCCACAUAAUAUUCAGAAGCUUUUUUAUAUGCAGGAAUAUGUCGAGCUUAAAAAUUGGCAAGACAAAUCAAGACGACGUGUGUUACGUUGUCGCAAAAUAUGAUUAUGGUGCUCAAGGUGCCCAAGAAUUAGAUUUACGUAAAAAUGAACGUUAUUUAUUAUUGGAUGAUUCAAAACAUUGGUGGCGUGUACAAAGUGCACGUGGACAAGCUGGUUAUGUACCAAGUAAUUAUGUUAAAAAAGAAAAACCAUCAUUAUUUGAUAGUAUUAAAAAAAAAGUUAAAAAAGGAUCUGGUUCAAAAACAUUACCAUCUGGUAAUUCACCAUCACGUGCUGUUGAAUCACCAAUAAUGACACGUAGAUUACCAGCAGAUCCAAGUGAAGCAAUUGGUACUGCUGUUGUUAAAUAUAAUUAUCAAGCACAACAACCAGAUGAAUUAGCAUUAGCUAAAGGUACACGUAUACUUAUAUUGGAAAAAUCAAAUGAUGGCUGGUGGCGUGGACAAAGUGGUACACAAGCUGGUUGGUUUCCAUCAAAUUAUACACAAGAAGAGGGUGAUAAUGAUGAUACAUUACAUACAUAUGCUAUGGCUGAAAAUGUACUUGAUAUUGUUGUUGCAUUAUAUUCAUUUUCAUCAAAUAAUGAUCAAGAAUUAUCAUUUGAAAAAGGUGAUCGUUUAGAAAUAUUAGAUAGACCACCAGCUGAUCCAGAAUGGUAUAAAGCUAGAAAUGGACAAGGACAAAUUGGUCUUGUACCAAGAAAUUAUUUACAAGAAUUGAGUGAAUAUUUAACACAACCAUAUCGUGAACGUGGUGGUGGUAUUGUUGGUACUGGUACUGGUACUAUUGGAGGUGGUGGUGGUCCUGGUAAUGGUUCUGGUCCUGUUCCUGGUCCUGGUAAUGGUAAUGGUGGUGGUGGUACAAUGACAACAAGUGAAAUAAGUACAUCUGGUGAACAACAUUCACUUGAAAGAAGGCCUGAUCCUGGUGAAAGACCACAUCUUAUUGGUAAACCAUGGUACUAUGGAAGUAUUACACGCUCACAAUGUGAUAAUGUUCUUAAUCAACAUGGCCAUGAUGGUGAUUUUCUCAUCAGAGACAGUGAGACUAAUAUGGGUGAUUAUUCAGUAUCACUAAAAGCACCUGGACGUAAUAAGCAUUUUAGGGUACAUGUUGAAGGAGCUCUCUAUUGUAUUGGUCAACGUAAAUUUCAUACACUAGAUCAACUUGUCGAUCAUUAUCAACGUGCACCAAUAUACACAAAUAAACAAGGUGAAAAAUUAUACCUAGUACGUCCUUUGCCAAAAGUUAAUACCGGUAGUAACGGUUGCUAAGGCAAAUAAUAUUUAUAAUUAAUUAUUAUUGAUAAUAAUAUAAAUUCUUUAUUUUUUUUUCUUUUUUUUUGAGAUAAAAUAACGAUGAAACCUCGGGAAGCCUAGUUAUAUUAAUAUCAAUCUCAUGUUUAUAUACAUAAUAUUAAUUAAUAAAAUUGGAG
Molecule: messenger RNA, 2112 nt
Organism: Aphidius gifuensis
Lineage: Eukaryota; Metazoa; Arthropoda; Insecta; Hymenoptera; Braconidae
Gene: dock
Product: cytoplasmic protein NCK1
Exons: 4
Coding region: 656-1951 (431 amino acids)
Molecular function (GO): protein binding
Source: RefSeq, a predicted model, not a curated record